GCGGUGGAGCGUAUCUGAGGAAGUUGGUGUGUGACUGAGUUCACAAGGGUGACAGGAGGAACUGUAUCCGAUUUGAAGCAGUGCUGCUUACAUGUUUAAACACAGAAUGGCUGCACUGCAUCGUUUGAAGCAGUUCCACUCCACGGGUGUCACGUUCUGUCGUCUUCACAUAAGCAGCCGUGCAUCUGCCAAAGAGCAUUAUAAAAUGUUGGUACUCGGAGGAGGGAGUGGGGGAAUAUCGAUGAGUGCACGGAUGAAGAGGAAGCUGGGAGCUGAGAAUGUGGCUGUUGUGGAGCCCAGUGAGAUGCACUACUAUCAGCCUCUGUGGACACUGGUUGGUGCUGGUGCAAAACCACUGGCCUCGUCUGGUCGGCGCACUGUGAGCGUUAUGCCAUCUGGAGUGAAGUGGGUGAAAUCUAGAGUUCAGGAAAUAAACCCAGAUACAAAUACUGUCCGUACAGAUAAUGGGACUGAAAUCUCUUAUGAGUAUUUGAUUGUAGCUCUUGGUUUGCAACUCCAUUAUGAGAAGAUCAAAGGACUACCAGAGGGGUUUGAGCAUCCAAAGAUUGGCUCAAACUACUCAAUCCAAACAGUGGAGAAAACAUGGAAAGCCCUGCAGAACUUCAAAGAGGGCAACGCUGUAUUCUCUUUUCCAAACACUCCUGUGAAAUGUGCCGGAGCGCCACAGAAGAUCAUGUAUCUAACGGAUGCUUAUCUUAGAAAGACAGGAAAAAGGUCACAUGCCAGUAUUGUGUACAACACGUCGUUGCCAGUGCUGUUUGGGGUCAAGAAAUAUGCUGACUCAUUGUGGGACAUAGUGAAGCGCCGUGACCUACAAGUAAACCUGAGGCACAAUCUGAUUGAAGUACGGCCAGAUCAGCAAGAAGCAGUCUUUGAAAAUCUUGACAAUCCAAGCGAAACCAAAGUGUUGGAGUAUGAAAUGCUUCACGUAACGCCUCCUAUGGGCCCCAGUGAUGUGAUUAAAGGCAGUCCAUUGGCUGAUGAGGCUGGGUGGUUAGACGUCAACAAAGACACGCUCCAACAUCAAAAGUAUCCAAAUGUGUUUGGGAUUGGAGACUGUACGAACCUGCCAACAUCUAAAACUGCUGCUGCUGUGGCUGGACAGUCUGCUGUCUUAGACAGAACGAUUACCAAAAUACUGAAAAAUGAAAAGCCAGAUAAGAAGUAUGAUGGGUACACCUCUUGUCCUUUGGUUACAAGCUACAAUACAGUAAUUCUGGCGGAGUUUGACUACAAUGGAGAACCAUUGGAAACUUUCCCCAUUAACCAAGCUAAGGAAAGAAGAACGAUGUACUACCUGAAAGCUCAUCUUAUGCCUCACAUCUAUUGGCAUGGCCUUCUCAAGGGCCUGUGGGGAGGUCCUGGACCAUAUAGGAAACUCCUCCAUCUUGGAAUGAAAUAAGGUUUGCAUGUUAACUGAUGCAACGGAGUAAAUUGAUUUGAACAGGCCGUUCACAGCUUUGGUUUUUGCCAAUAUCACAUGGACAUCAUGACUGAUCAGAACAUGUUUAACCAAAUACUGGUCAGUUAUGCUGCAGAAGUAUAAAUGGUGAUGGUUAUGGGUAAUCACUUAUCUCUUGAACUUUCUUGAUUGUAUUGUUGCACUAACUUUUAAAGCACAUUUCACUUCUCUUUUAUGAACAUAACAAACACACACCCACUGUUCAAUCAUGCAUUAUAACAAAUAUGUAGUUAGUCAUUUGCUUAGUGGAAUCUCAAUGUAUGUUGGCAUGGUCAAGAGAAUUGUCCAGACAAAGCAUCAGAAUCAGGAAGACUGGCUGACUGUUGCAGCAUGCUAUAUUGUUGAUUUGAAUAAACUUUUUGGCAGCAACAAUAUAUACCAUAUAUUGAUGCCACCCUUUUUACCUAUUGUCCUAUAAAUAACAGACUUGCUCACCUGUUGCACAUUAUAAUUAAACAAACGGGUAUUUUUGAGAGCAAAUGGGUGUAGUUUUUAAAAAAAAAAAAACCCUCAAUUAUGUUCAAGGGCGCUAUUUAGGUGACUUAAAUAACCUUAAACGUUGCAUAGUUGUUUGUGCCAAAAUGGAUUUAAGUAUUUCAGAAACUGCUGAUCAAAGAUGGGAUUAAGAGAAUGGCCUUAAAAAAAAAAAAAAAAAAAAAAAAAAAA
Thalassophryne amazonica is the source of this 2149-nucleotide messenger RNA. RefSeq names its product sulfide quinone oxidoreductase (gene sqor). Lineage: Eukaryota; Metazoa; Chordata; Actinopteri; Batrachoidiformes; Batrachoididae. Gene Ontology annotation, cellular component: mitochondrion. The record is from RefSeq and is a predicted model, not a curated record. The coding region runs from base 92 to 1423 and encodes 443 amino acids. The transcript is spliced from 10 exons. Gene Ontology annotation, molecular function: FAD binding; sulfide:quinone oxidoreductase activity.